UUUCCCUCAAAUUCUUCAUGAUCAAUAAUAAAUUCAAAUCCUGGAUUUCCAGUUUAGAUCGUUUUGUUGGCCAUUCGAGUGAGUCCCAAUCUGGAAGAAUGGAAGUUGUUCAUGUGAUUUAGAGUUUCGUGGUUUCGAGACUCAAAUGCGUCCGUAGUCAUCAGCUGAGGCUUUCGUGGCGAAGGAAGGUGGGAAUCAGCUCGGAUGCCUCCACACAUUGGAUCCGAAUACUGGUUAUAGCCCUCAAAGCCUUUCCGAGCAUAGCUAUAGAAUGUUAUGUUCCACCAUGUCCGCGCUCUCCGUUUAACUUCCUGCAAAUUCCUUUGCAGUCACAUUCAUGUCCAACGAAGACUCUUCUUUCUCUCUGCCGCCGCAUCACCCCAAUGGCGGCAGACCACCGAUAUCCUCCUCCUCUGUGCCGCCGCUCAAACCCUUUCCCAAAGCCAACAAAUCCACGCUCAGGCAGUCCUUCACGGCCAUCUCCCCCGCAGCGUUUCCAUUUCCUCAGCCCUUAUCCUCUCUUACGCCAACUUUUAUUCCCAACCCUCCGCCCUCUACGCUCUCUUCUCUCAGACCCUCCCCUUUUCUCGCUCCGCUUUCCUCCAUAACACACUCCUCAGAGCAUACACUGUUCUAGCCAGUGGGUCCCAGAAAAGCUACAUUGAUGCUGCUCGUGGGUUUUUGAUAUACAACGACUUGUUCAGGAACACUGGUUUCCAGCCUGAUGAUCACACAUUUCCUUUUGUAUUGAAGCUUUGUGCAGAUUUUUUAGAAAGAGCCAAAGGGUUGGAAGUACACGGGAUGUUGACCAAGACUAGGUUUAAUGAUGAUGUGUUUGUGAAUAACACCCUUCUUCUGUUUUAUGGGAAUUGUGGGGAUUUGGGGAGUGUUGAGAAGCUGUUCGACGACAUGCCUGAAAGAGACUUGAUCUCGUGGAAUACCGUUAUUAGGGUGUUUUCAGAUAAUGGGUGUUGGUUGGAAACUGUUGGGUUGUUCAAGGAGAUGGUUUUGGUGUCCAGGUUUAGGCCUAAUACGGUUACUGUCGUGAGUGUGUUGCCUGUAUGCGCGUGGCUUGAGGAUAUAAAUUUAGUUAGUUCGGUUCAUUGUUAUGUCUUCAAGGUUGGUUUGGAUGGUGAAGUGAGGAUUGGCAAUGCAAUGGUCGACGCUUAUGGGAAGUGUGGGAAUGUUGCGGCUUUAAGUGGGGUGUUUGAAGAAAUGGUUGAAAGGAAUGAAGUUUCUUGGAAUUCACUUAUUGGUGGUUUGGCAUAUAGAGGUUUUAAUACUGAUGCUUUGGAUAGUUUUAGGCUAAUGAUUAAUGAGAAUAUGAAAUUGAAUUCCAUAACUAUAGCCACUAUGCUACCAGCAUUGGUAGAUCUAAGAUUUUUCAGUAAAGGAAGAGAAGUUCAUGGUUUUAGUAUAAAAAUGGGGGUAGACUCCGAUGUUUUUGUAGCUAAUGCAUUGAUUGAUAUGUACGGAAAAUGGGGACAUUUCACUGGAGCGUCAAACGUGUUUUGUAAGAUGGACCUGAAGAAUGUAGUGUCGUGGAAUUCCAUGAUUGGUAACUUUGCUCAAAAUAAGAGAGAGUUGGAAGCUAUAAAUCUUGUUAGAGAAAUGCAAGCUCAUGGUGAAAUUCCUAACUCUGUCACUUUAACUAAUGUUCUUCCUGCAUGUGCCCGACUAGGUUCUCUUUACCAGGGAAAGGAAAUACACGCCAGGACAAUCAGAAAAGGGUCUGCCUUUGAAUUAUUUGUCUCAAACGCGUUAACAGACAUGUAUGCUAAAUGUGGCUGCCUAGAUCUUGCUCAAAACGUAUUUGAUACAUCUCUCAGAGAUGAAGUAUCAUAUAAUAUACUAAUCACAGGCUAUUCUCAGACAAAUGAUUGUCACAAUUCUCUUAGCCUGUUUUCAGAAAUGGAAAUGGUGGGGAUGAAGCAGGAUAUAGUUUCCUACAUGGGAGUACUCACGGCCUGUGCAAACAUAUUGGCAAUCAGAAAAGGAAUGGAGGUCCAUGCAUUUGCAAUGAGAAGGUUAUCUCAUGAACAUCUUUUUGUUGCAAAUUCACUUCUGGACUUUUACACUAAAUGUGGACGGAUCAAAAUUGCCACAAAGGUUUUUGAUCGUAUCCCUUUGAGGGACGCUGCAUCAUGGAAUACCAUGAUUUUGGGGUUUGGAAUGCUUGGAGAAGUAGGGACUGCAAUCAAUUACUUUGAAGCCAUGAAGGAGGAUAACGUUGAAUAUGACUCGGUUUCGUAUAUCGCAGUUCUAUCUGCUUGUAGUCAUGGUGGAUUAGUUGAAAAAGGGAAAGAAUACUUUGAUGACAUGUUAGCUCAAAAUAUCAAGCCCUCUGGGAUGCAUUAUGCAUGCAUGGUGGAUCUUCUUGGCCGUUCUGGCCUCAUGGAACAGGCAGUAGAUCUUAUAAAAAGCUUGUCAAUGAAACCCGAUGCAAAUAUUUGGGGUGCUUUACUUGGGGCAUGUCGACUCCAUGGGAAUGUGGAACUGGGCUGUUGGGCAGCAGAGCAUCUACUUGAGCUGAGGCCAGAUCAUUCUGGUUCUUAUGCACUACUUUCAAACAUGUAUGCAGAAGCAGGGAGGUGGGAUGAGGCAGAUAGGAUCAGGAAAUUGAUGAAUGGGAGGAAAGUGAAGAAGAAUCCUGGAUGCAGUUGGGUUCAGAUUCAAGACCAAUUGCACAGUUUUAUUGUUGGACAAAGAUUAGAUCCAAGUUUGUUACUUGAGAGUUCGCGUUAGUGGCUUCAAAAUGUGGUCGAUCCCAAGGUACUUUUGCAUGUUUAGUAAAAGAAUUACACGAUAGUGCGAUACUAGACAGAGUUGAGGAAAACAAAAGAAACUAAAAUUUUGUUAAUAUAUAAUAAACAGCGUUGUGGGAAAACAAAAUAAUCUGGUCAUGAAUGUAUGCAAUGACAGCUUCUGGUUUUGAGGCCCAAUUUCUUUUAGAAUCCAA
Messenger RNA from Olea europaea var. sylvestris, 2959 nucleotides. RefSeq names its product pentatricopeptide repeat-containing protein At1g18485-like. NCBI's taxonomy places the organism in Eukaryota, Viridiplantae, Streptophyta, Magnoliopsida, Lamiales, Oleaceae. Gene Ontology annotation, molecular function: protein binding; RNA binding. Gene Ontology annotation, biological process: RNA modification. The transcript has a single exon. The coding region runs from base 277 to 2745 and encodes 822 amino acids. The record is from RefSeq and is a predicted model, not a curated record.